Moneuplotes crassus is the source of this 1756-nucleotide messenger RNA. Lineage: Eukaryota; Ciliophora; Spirotrichea; Euplotida; Euplotidae. The record is from the annotation of a GenBank genome assembly.
AUGGAGUCUCACGAGCAAAGGGUAACGCAAAGCAGGAGUGUUGACUCACAAGAACCAACUAAUAAGGAAACAACAGAGAAGAGAAGAAAAGGGGAUCAGAUUGAGCAAGAAUCAGCAGAGAUUAAUGCCCAGUUAUACCAAAGCAUUUACUUAAAAAUGUGGAAAUAUGAGCCCGAACCAAGUAAACGUACAGGAAUGUCUUUAUCUCUCGAUCGUUACAGAGACUUAAAAUUGACUCAAGUAAUUUCAAAGGUAAAGAUACCAGUGAUGUCAAGUUUGGGAUUAAUUCAAGCUGAUUUUGAAAAUAAACAUUUCAGAAAUUUUGUUGCGAAAUCUACUCCAAUAGCCACUAAGAGCUUAUGUAUAUACAGAAUGAGAAGGGAGAAGAAGCUCAGGAAUUUGAAUUUACUUUUCAAUUGUUUAAUAACUACACCUAAAAUGAUUCUAAUACAUCAGCUCAGAAACAUCAGCCUAAAGCAGUUGAAGAGAUUGUUUGCUUCGUGCAAACAUAGUGAUUCUCUUAGGUUCGUUCAUUGUACAUUCUCUCUCCCAAGUGAUCUUGACUUUUCAGAUUGAUUUAGAGGAACAACCCUUAUGCAACUAAAUUUUAAUUCCUGAACAAUGGUCAACCAGAAUGACACAGAUGAAAAAUUUCAUGAGCUUGAAAGCCUCAUUUCAGGAUUAGCAAAAUCCCCUGAUCUUAAGAAGAGCCUUGAGUUGGUCAAAAUCCACAGUUCAAGACAUUCUAGCAAGCUCUGUGAGCUAACCCUGGCAAAAUAUGGAUUUCCUCCUACAUAAAUUGAUCAAAAUCUAUACUUUCCGGACCUAUCUUGCUGUUCUGUUAGAAGAGGGAUAGGAUCAUUGAAGCACUUCUAAGCUCCAAAUAUGUCAGAAUGAAAUCAUAAAUGAUCAACUUUGGUUUGCAUAUCUUCAAACUCUUUAAUAAAUCAUGCCUCCAAACCUUCUGAAUAAAUUUUAUACUGUAGACAGAUUUCUUUAGACUGAUAAUAAAGUCAUUCAAAUUCCAAGUAAACUUUUAGUCAUGCUCCUUGCCUGGCGCAAUUACAGGAUUGAUUAACCACUUUAUGGUCUUCGUUAUGAACGGAUAGCUAAAACUCUCUGGAUAUGACAAGUGAGCCCAGACAAGCCUCGGAGUUUCUCCUCUGUUUGGAUGAACCAAAACUGUAAGCAACACAAAGCUAGUAGAAGAUUUAGUUUGCCAUUAAGCUUUUGGGUUUCAUGGACCCAUCACUGUAUUAGAUAGUGCUAAAAGUUGAACUGCCUCUCACAGAGAAUUGUACUAUCCAAUUGCGCGAGCACUGAGUCCUGGGAUAGUUAUUUAUUUUAACGACCAAAGUUGGGUGUUCAUAACUCAUGCCGCCUCAGAGUCUGUCCACUAUUUGUCUUGUGAUAUACUAUUGAGAGCAGAUAGGAUGCCAAUGUUGAAAUACAAAUUUUAUACACCUUCAAAUGAAGUUUAUAAGGAAAUACCAGAAGAGGACUUUUGCUGCAGAACAACUGGGAGCACAUUCACAUUUAAAGUCAAUAUCUCCCCCAAAAGCUAGAGCUUUGAAGCUAUUGAUUUUGCAUUGGGAGAUAAGAGUUAGAAGUUUUGUCCAGGCUCAGGUCCCAUGUCAAAAUCUCUUGGCACAAAAUGACUGUUAAACAACCAUUAAGUUCAAUUCUUAAGAUACUUUACUUAGGCAUGCCAUUAAAAAGUCUGUAUGAGAAACAGUUUUGGACAAAAAGACCCGAU